GCGAACCGUAAAGGCGGUAUCCGGCUACUUGAAACCUUCCUCGGGCUCAAGCUUCGGGAACCCAAGUGUUGAGCCCACUAGGAGGUGUCAUGCUGAAUUUUCUUUGUUGUUUUAAGCCCUAGAAUCUUGACUGGAGUUCGGGGCACGCUCGGUUCUCUUUCUCGAGCCGGAGUUUACUAGGUCUCGCGAGAUCUGUGGCCUGACCCGAGAGUGGCCUGGGAGCUGGUAUCUCCUAGGAGCACGGCUAGGCUCUCUGAGCCAUCUGGACUCCGCCUGGUAGCCGGGCAGCCAUGGAUGAGGACCUGGUUCUGGCUCUUCGGCUUCAGGAAGAGUGGAACUUGCAGGUCUCGGAGCGCAAUCCGGCCCAGGAGCCCCUGUCGCUGGUGGACGCGUCCUGGGAGUUGGUGGACCCCACGCCGGAUUUGCAGGCCCUGUUUGUGCAGUUCAACGAUCGUUUCUUCUGGGGCAAACUGGAGGCGGUGGAAGUGAAGUGGAGCGUGCGGAUGACGCUGUGUGCUGGGAUCUGCAGCUACGAAGGGAAUGGUGGAAUGUGCUCCAUCCGGCUCAGUGAACCCCUUUUAAAGUUGAGGCCCAGGAAGGAUCUUGUGGAGACCCUCUUGCAUGAAAUGAUACAUGCCUAUCUGUUUGUCACCAACAAUGAUAAAGACCGUGAAGGGCAUGGUCCAGAGUUUUGUAAACACAUGCACCGCAUCAAUCGCCUGACUGGAGCCAACAUAACAGUCUACCAUACUUUCCAUGACGAGGUGGACGAGUACCGGCGACACUGGUGGCGCUGCAACGGGCCAUGUCAAUACAAGAAGCCAUAUUUCGGCUACGUCAAACGCGCCACCAACAGGGCGCCCUCUGCUCACGACUAUUGGUGGGCUGAGCAUCAGAAAAACUGUGGAGGCACUUUCAUAAAAAUCAAGGAACCAGAGAACUAUUCGAAAAAAGGCAAAGGAAAGACAAAACCAGGAACACAGCCAGUGUCAGCAGCAGAGCCUGAAGAUAAACCCAACAGAAGCAAGACACAGUUGUUAAUCCCUUUUAGUGGGAAGGGAUAUGUUCUAGGAGAGACAAGCAACUCGCCUUCCUCUGGGAAAUGGAUCACUUCACAUGCUGUUAAUAAAACCCAAGAUCUUUUCAGUCAAGACCAGUCAGCCAAUGCCCUAAGAUCUAAUUCUAAAACUGCGGUGAAAUUUGAACAGAAUGGUUCAAGUAAAAAGACCUCCCUAGUCCCGUCUGUGCCCAGCUCCAAACACCAAAAUGUUUUAAGCAGCUACUUUCCUAGAGUAACAGUCGCCAACCAGAAGGCUUUCAGAAGUGUGACUGGAUCUCCAGCGAAGAGCCUAACAGUUGGGGACAUCACUAAAAACUCGGCCCCUUCUAGUUCUCAGAGAAGGGUUACAUCUUCUAAGGUGUCCCUAAGAGAGUCUUUCAAAGCAGUGGAAUCGACAUCUGUGACUGUACCCCCUGGGGACCAGUGCCCAGGUAAACGACCCAGGCUGGAAGAUAGGGCUGCUUUUGACAAUUUUUUUGUCAAGAAAAACCAAAUACAGAGUGGAGGUAAUGAUCCCAAGUGUCCUUCACAUCUUCCAGCUGCAACUCCGAAUCCAAGCAGUUCAUCCAGUUGGAGCAGAACAGUUAAUUGUCCGGUUUGUCAGAGUGAAGUUUUGGAGUUUCACAUUAACGAGCACUUGGACAGGUGCCUGGAAGGCGACAGCACCCAAGGCAAGAGCUGAAAACGCCUUUGAAAAAUGAAUGGAUCUCACCUGUCCACUGCAUCACCUCAGGAAUCUCUGGUUAAUGCCAAAAUCUGCAGGUUAUAAUCUAGCUUACCAGUACUAAGUGUACUAUUUUAUAUAUACAUACAUGAGGUUGCAAUUUUAAAUCUUUUAUUUCUAAAGGUGCUAUCAUUCACUUACUUGCCUUGCAUAUACUGUAGCCCAGAGUGUGUUCUGGAUGCAUACAUGUAUGAUUUUUAGCUCCUUUC
This is a messenger RNA of Sus scrofa (pig), 1993 nucleotides long. RefSeq names its product SprT-like N-terminal domain (gene SPRTN). Gene Ontology annotation, molecular function: metalloendopeptidase activity; single-stranded DNA binding; polyubiquitin modification-dependent protein binding. Lineage: Eukaryota; Metazoa; Chordata; Mammalia; Artiodactyla; Suidae. Gene Ontology annotation, cellular component: nucleus. Gene Ontology annotation, biological process: DNA repair. The record is from RefSeq and is marked validated.